AUGUGCAGGUUAGGGCAGCGGAAGGCCAACACGCCCUCUGUUGGUGAGAUGCCACCAGAGGAAGUAGAUGUGGACUGUACAGUCUCUAGUCACAGCUGUGUGUUUGGAAUGUUUCCUAGAACCAAAGCUGUGUCGGUCACCUCUAAUACUGCUGUGUUUUUCCUUUGUUUUUCUGUCUCAGACUGCGCCCACUCCUAUCUUGAUGUAACCCAAUGUGGACUUGAGGCAUUUGGGUUGUUUUUGUUUAGUUUUUUUAUUCUCAUAGCAUUUUUGGGGUUUUUUUACGCUUCUGUGAUCUUGCCUCAGCGUUGAGGUCACGGAGAUCCCAUGUCGCACUGACGAGAUCCACACGGCCUUCCACUGCUCCCACAAUCCCCCCCCCAGGCCCAUAAAAAAUGGAACACUGAGGCUCCUAAACAUUUCCCUGCAUCAGCAUUCCAGAGCCCAGCCAACCCAGAUCUCUCCUCAGUAGGGACCAGGGCCAGUUCAUGUGCUUUCCUCUUACUUUUUGUUUUGUGACUCUAUGGAGAGUUUCUGUUUGGUUUGUGUAAUUGGAGCUUUGAUGUGGUGUUAGGCCUAUACAGUGCAGUAUACAAUAACGGACUGUUCUGUUUAUUUGAAUGAUGGUUGCUGUAAUAGCUUACAUUUACUCUUCUGUUUAACAGGUUUUACCUGCAUUUUCCUGCUCAUUACCUCUAAAAUCUCUAAACCCAACCAAUGUCAAUGGGUUCUAUAAAGUGUCUGUAAGCAAUCUCUGAAUAUAAAUAUUUUCUGCUGUAGGAGUAUACAAAGUAAAUCGGAGCUAUUUGGGGUGAGUAUGUGGGGAGGGGGGUUCCUGGAAGGCGCUUAACUGACUUCCUGCCCCUCCGUACAGUCAACAAAGGGGGGCUCCUAGGAGCUGGCUCGCUGCAUGGCCAGAUGGAUUCUACAGUCAUGAGCAUUAGCAGCACUGUGUAUUUAUGCUGUGAAUUUCUGUACAAGAGCUGAGAGGGUCUCUACAAGUGCAGUUUACUCAAAUAAUUGACGUAUUUGCCCAGAUAAUGUAUUAUUAUUUGCAGAUAUUUUAUAUUUUCUCUGCAGUUUUUGGACUGAACAGUUGUGAUGUAGUAGACACGUGUGAUGUAGUAGACACGUGUGAUGUAGUAGACACGUGUGAUGUAGUAGACACGUGUGAUGUAGUAGACACGUGUGAUGUAGUAGAAACGUGUGUGAUGUAGUAGACACGUGUACAACCUUGGUAUUUGACAACUGGAGGAGGAUUUCAUUUAUUUAACCAGGCAAACAGUGUUACGCCUUUGGCACUGAUUGACUGGAUGAGGUUUGUAGGAAUGAAGUGAAACACAUGGGACUGUCUUUAUCUCUGGGCUAAUUUAAGGAGUAAUUAUUCUGUCUUUGUAUCCAGUACUGUCUGGCUGACAGUGAUCCAACAUUGCUGUGUAAGAGCCUAUAAUGAGAGUCAUCACAUCUGAAAGGAGCAUUUACCCCAACGGUGCUUUGUCUGAUGUCAUAACGGAUGCCAUCAACUCAUUCACCUGCGAUAUAGGCUUGAUCUCUCCACCAUUUUCUCUUUCUCUUUUUUAUUCUCUCACUCAACCUCUCCAUCUCCUCUCUCUCUCCCUCCAGAUCCGCACAUUAAGGUUUGUGGAAAGAGAGACAACGUGAGGGAAGCCAAAGACCGAAUCAUGUCAGUCCUCGACACAAAGGUGCGUAUGAAUGAAGGAAGGUUUUUGUUUUGUUGUCAUAGCAACACCAACACUGCCCUCCCUAAGUGAUCAACUAGAGGAUGGUAGACACAGAUGGAUCCAAUGAGUGUCUGGCUGUUAUUUCAUGCUCUAGAAAGCAUUGGUUUGCUUCCUAAUUGGUUCCUCUUCAAUUUGAGUAGCUUGAUAAUAACACUGAGAAAUAGAUAAUAACACUCUGAGAAAUAGAGUGAUGGAGGUAAAGAGAGGUGGAUGGAGAGAGAACAGGCCCCGGGGAGCUCACUGAGGUGGCAGUGGGGCACCUUUUCAGGGAAUAACUCGCUCCCACAUCUCUUUCUCAGUCCAUUUUCCCUCUCUCUCACACCGUCUUUGGCACACUCACUCCAUUGCCAACAGAGUUCAAAUGACAGGCUACAGUCUCAGACUUGUAAUAUGACUUGCCACCAAGGUGGCCAGUGCUUCAUUUCCUGAGUGUGUAAUGGCUUGGCAUGGUGCAAGUCUUGUCUCUAUGGCAACAAACAUCCUCAUCCCAAAAUGGGCACACCAUAGCACCCCCUGUGGGCGUGUUUUAUCAUAACACUGAAGUAUUUUCUCUGCACACGGUAGAGGUCUUCACGGAUCCACCUGUACCCGAAUACCCGAGACCCCAUACCGGGACCCGAGCAGGUUCGGAUUCAGAAUUCUAAAUAAUGUCACGGGUCUGGGUCAGAUCUGAUAUGAUUGUCAUGGGUCUCGGGUAUGUGUAAUUUUAACUGACUUGUCCGGAAGGGCCCGUACAGGUCCGAACGCAACUGCUGCAGUAGAGGGAGAGAGCGAGAGAGGGGAAGAGAGGGAGAGAGAGAAAUUGUCUAAUUUAUGCUGUUUCUCUUGCUUUUCACGAGAGAGGAGUGUGACGCGUGUAGCUUGUUGUUGUUGUUUUUGUUUUUGUUGGCCAAUCAAGUCAUCAAAGCGGCAAUAGGCUACAGUCAUAGAGCCUCCUUGUGGCAAAAGUUAGGAGAUAUCUAAUCAAUGGAAGAUGGAAUUAAAGGUUAAAGGAGAAGGAUAGCCUAAAACCACCACAAGCCAACAGGUAGGCUGCUAUUUAGCUAAUAUUCUGAAUGGAGUUGUAGUUAUUUGUAACUAUAGGAUGAGAAAGCGCAUGCACUGCAGCCUCAAUUAGCCUACCUAGCUAACGUUAGCUAGCUUAACUAGCUUCUCCCAGUUUGAUGCAGUCAAGACCGGUACUACGUAAUCAUAUUUGAUGAUAAAUAACCAAGUUAUGGCAGCUAUUAGUCUACUAUAGCACGAGUCAGCUUGGUUGGUUGCUGUCUCUUGUCUCUCCCUCCCUCCUCCCUGCUCCGUGUCACUCGCUCACAGUAUGGCCCCUCCCCGCCAGCUAGAGCAGCACCUCUCUCUCCCUCCUUUCACGCUGUAUCAGCUCUGGUUAAUAAAGUAGCUUAAAAAAUGACUUUUCUGCUACUUCCUUCACUUGGAUCGGACCGGGUCUGGAUCCAACCAGGUCUAUACGGAACAGGUCUAGUUGUCCUCGGGUCCGUUCGGAACUGGUCUCUAUAUUUUAAAAAUGUAUUUAUGCAUAUAGGGUCCGGGUGAGAAAGCCCCAGGUCCGUUAUGGAACAGGUCCAACUUCUUGGACCCGUGAAGACCUCUAGCACACGGUCAACACAUGAUUGGCUACAUAUUGCACCCCAAUAAGUUCAAUAUGGAACAACUAUGAUUAGCUGGCAUUAAUAUCAAUGGAUUUGUCAAAUAAAACUUUUUGAAGCAACAUUUGUAAACAACAACAUACUUUUAGGCUCAUCUGCUUUAGCUCUAUGUAAUUAGCCAUCUGAAAGGGCUUAAGUUGGAUGUGAUUGGUUAUGUUCCACAUGCCUCUAAGUGGAGCAUUGGGGACUGGUAUUAGCUUCUAGCUUCUAGCUUCUCAUGCUGGACCCAUCUGCCUGGCAGUGGUGUUGGACCAGAGCCAGGGGUGUGGGUAGAAGAGAUCCAUCCUAUUUGUCUUCAAAGGAAUUCUACUAUUAUAAGUCAUUCUACUAUUAUAAGUCAUUCUACUAUUAUAGACUGAUAGAAAGUUUUGUUCUGGCCCGUUUGCUUAUUAGCCGAGGAGCUUUCAAGCCAUGUCAAUAUUUAAGCUGUGUCAAUAUUCACAAUAUUGUCAUGGUUUACAGUCAUAUAUGUUGGUGUAGAAUUGAAUAUUUAUGCAUGUUAGAUUUAUAUCAUAUCAUUCACUAUUAAGUGUACAUUGUCUGGCAGGCCAUGCUUAAGAAGAGUGUCUUCCCCUCCUUCCUCUCCCCCAGCAGAGUAACAGGGUAACCCUUAAGAUGGACGUGUCCCACACAGAGCACUCCCACGUCAUCGGCAAGGGAGGCAACAACAUCAAGAAGGUGAUGGAGGACACAGGCUGCCACAUCCACUUCCCUGACUCCAACCGCAACAACCAGGCGGAGAAGAGCAACCAGGUACGGAGAGAUACACCACCGUAUACAGUACCAGUCAAAAGUUUGGACAUACCUACAUAUUCAAGGGUUUUUCUUUAUUUUUACUAUUUUCUACAUUGUGGAAUAAUAGUGAAGACAUCAAAACUAUGAAAUAACACAUAUGGAAUCAUGUAGUAACCAAAAAAGUGUUAAACAAAUCAAAAUAUAUUUUAGAUUUUAGAUUCUUCAAAGUAACCACCUUUUGCCUUGAUGACAGCUUUGCACACUCUUGGCAUUCUCUCAACCAGCUUCAUGAGGAAUGCUUUUCCAUCAGUCUUGAAGGAGUUCCCACAUAUGCUGAGCACUUGUUGGCUGCUUUUCCUUCACUCUGCGGUCCAACUCAUCCCAAACCAUCUCAAUUGGGUUGAGGUCUGGGUGAUUGUGGAGGCCAGGUCAUCUGAUGCAGCACUCCAUCACUCUCCUUGGUCAAAUAGCCCUUACACAGCCUGGAGGUGUGUUUUGAGUCAUCGUCCUGUUGAAAAUCAAAUGAUAGUCCCACUAAGCGCAAACCAGAUGGGAUGACGUAUCGCUGCAGAAUGCUGUGGUAGCCAUGCUGGUUAAGUGUGCCUUGAAUUCUAAAUAAAUCACUGACAGUGUCACCAGCAAAGCACCAUCACACCUCCUCCUCCAUGCUUCACGGUGGGAACCACACAUGCAGAGAUCAUCCGUUCACCUACUCUAUGUCUCACAAAGACACAGCGGUUGGAACCAAAAAUCUCAAAUUUGGACUCAUCAGACCAAAGGACAGAUUUCCACCGGUCUAAUGUCCAUUGCUCGUGUUUCUUGGCCCAAGCAAGUCUCUUCUUAUUAUUGGUGUCCUUUAGUAGGGGUUUCUUUGCAGCAAUUCAACCAUGAAGGCCACGCAGUCUAUCUCUGAACAGUUGAUAUUGAGAUGUGUCUGUUACUUGAACUCUGUGAAGCAUUUAUUUGGCCUGCAAUCUGAGGUGCAGUUAACUCUAAUGAACUUAUCCUCUGCAGCAGAGGUAACUCUGGGUCUUCCUUUCCUGUGGCGGUCCUCAUGAGAGCCAGUUUCAUCAUAGCGCUUGAUGGUUUUUGCGACUGCACUUGAAGAAACUUUCAAAGUUCUUGAAAUGUUCCGGAUUGACUGACCUUCAUGUCUUAAAGUAAUGAUGGACUGUCAUUUCUCUAUGCUUAUUUGAGCUGUUCUUGCCAUAAUAUGGACUUGGUAUUUUACCAAAUAGGGCUAUCUUCUGUAUACCAACCCUACCAAUGACAUCACACCUGCCCAGACCCACCUGCUCACGCAUCACUCUCCGUCACCAAUUUUAUCUGUAAAUAAUGAAAAGCUAUUCAAGGAUUGUUACAUAGGGUUGUUUUUUUAGGGAGUGAUAUUGGUUCAUGUAGAAUACGUUUCAUUUUCUUCCAUAUUGUUAUAGUGUUCCUAACUAUGAAGUUGUUAAUGUUCUUAGCUUUAUCCUUUGAAGAUAGACAUGAAAAUAUUCUGGGGAUGAGCAUGCGCAGCUUCAAUAUGUAUCCAUUGUUCCUCUUUAGUGCAUUUAACUAUAUGUCGCAAGUAAAAGCUUUGGGUGGUGAGUUGAUAGAAUUCCAAGUAUGGAAGGUUAAAACCACCCUCAGACUUAGGAAGAUGUAAAACGUUCCUUUUUAUUCUAUGAGUUUUAUUUGCCCAUAUAAAGUUUGUUAUGACCGAAAGCUGUAGUAUAUCAGACUGUAUACCAUGUGUAUGACAAAACAUAAAUGUUUACUGCUCUAAUUAUGUUGGUAACCAGCACUCCAUCACUCUCCUUGGUCAAAUAGCCCUUACACAGCCUGGAGGUGUGUUUUGAGUCAUCGUCCUGUUGAAAAACAAAUGAUAGUCCCGCGUUGCGUCGUGCUUAAGAACAGCCCUUAGCUGUGUUAUAUGGGCCAUAUACCACACCCCCUCAGGCCUUAUUGCUUAAGUAUACUUUUUUAAAGAAUGUCUUCAGUGGGGUGAUUGGGAUUACCGAGAAUAAAUAUAAACACUUUGGCAGCCAUGCCAUUCUGAAGAGGUUUAUUCUACCUGGAAGAUUGAUGGGAAGAUUUUUCCAUCUAAUUAGAUCUGCUUUGAUAUUGUUAAGUAAUGGGAUAAAGUUAUCAUUAUAUAUUUCUUGUUGUCACUCAUUAAGCAUCCUGAGGAUUUGAUAUUGGUUGUGGUCCACUUAAAGGACUGCUGUAGAUCAGGAGUUAUUGUUCUUUUUUUCCUAUUGCCAUUUUCUUUCUUUUCUUUCACAAGUUUUGUUACCAGCUGGUCUUAAAGAAAGGGGCUUCGUUUGUUCAGAAGUGCUGAUUAAAUUUGGCCAGAGUGAUGGCUCUGUCGGCCAAAGCCUGGUUUUCUCCAUUACAGUGAGUUACCGAUGAAAGGCUUGAAAAGGGAGAGAGGAGGCGAGAGAUUACGGAUCCGCUGGCAGGAUAUCUAAUAAAGGCUUUUAUUUUAUUUAUGUCACAAUUAUUUUAGUCGCAGGCACACAGUCAGGAUGUAAAGUGUUGAAAGGCAAUGGGUGGGCCUGUGUUUUUAAUUGUGGGUCUGAGUUCUUAAAGAUGGUAAAAGCCUCCAAACCAUCUUCCUCUUUAUGGUGUUAUUCUGAUAGGGUUGUGAUGAAAAACAUAACAUAACCUACCUCUUCAAACAGUAUCUUAAAUAAUCCUCCCAACCCUACCCCCACCCCAUCCCCCUUCUAGCUGACUCUACUGACAGCUACGUUAUUGAGGAAAAAUGUACUUUCUAUGCCUGUGACAUGUGGUUGCCUGUGGUUGCCUGUUCUAUGCCUGUGACAUCAAGCUGAACCCUGGCAAGACGGAGCUGCUCUUCCUCCCCGGGAAGGACUGCCCGUUCCAUGAUCUCGCCAUCACGGUAGACAACUCCGCUGUGUCCUCCUCCCAGAGUGCGAAGAGCCUAGGCGUGACCCUGGACAACACCCUGUCGUUCUCCGCCAACAUCAAGGCGGUGACCCGCUCCUGCAGGUUCAUGCUCUACAACAUUCGGAGAGUGCGACCCUGCCUUACACAGGAAGCGGCGCAGGUCCUGGUCCAGGCACUUGUCAUCUCCCGUCUGGACUACUGCAACUCGCUGUUGGCUGGGCUCCCUGCCUGUGCCAUUAAACCCCUACAACUCAUCCAGAAUGCCGCAGCCCGUCUGGUGUUCAACCUUCCCAAGUUCUCUCACGUCACCCCCCUCCUCCGCACACUCCACUGGCUUCCAAUUGAAGCUCGCAUCCGCUACAAGACCAUGGUGCUUGCCUUUGGAGCAGUGAGGGGAACGGCACCCCUGUACCUUCAGGCUCUGAUCAGUCCCUACACCCAAACGAGGACAUUGCGUUCAUCCACCUCUGGCCUGCUGGCUCCCCUUCCUCUGCGGAAGCACAGCUCCCCCUCAGCCCAGUCAAAACUGUUCGCUGCUCUGGCACCCCAAUGGUGGAACAAGCUCCCUCACGACGCCAGGACAGCGGAGUCACUCACCACCUUCCGGAGACAUUUGAAACCCCACCUCUUUAAGGAAUACCUGGGAUAGGCUAAAGUAUUCCUUCUAACCCCCCCCCCCCCCCCCCCCCCAAAUUGUAAAGUGGUUAUCCCACUGGCUAUAGGGUGAACGCACCAAUUUGUGAGUCGCUCUGGCUAAGAGCGUCUGCUAAAUGACGUUAAUGUGCCCUUGAGCAAGGCACUUAACCCUAAUUGCUCCUGUAAGUCGCUCUGGUUAAGAGCGUCUGCUAAAUGACUAAAAUGUAAAAUGUAAAUGUAAAUGUAAAUGUAAAUGUAAAAAUGUUGUCCCACCUAGCUAUCUUAAGAUGAACGCACUAACUGUAAGUCGCUGUGGAUAAGAGCGUCUGCUAAAUGACUAAAAUGUAAACAUGCAAAUAAAAUGAGAAUGACAGGACUAAAUGGCCUCUUUUCACGGCUUUAGAUUCCAGUUUUGAUGUAACGGUAAUAGCUAAACUAUAACAAUGACUUCUGUCUGUCCAUCUGAACAGGUGUCCAUUGCAGGCCAGCCAGGAGGGGUAGAGGCAGCUCGAGCCAAAAUCAGGGUAAGUUGGAUGUCAUUUCUAUGGCGGUCUCUCUGAGGUCUGAACUAUAGAACUCUGAACAGGCUGUUAUUGUAAGCAUGUGUCACUACAGUCAUCCUUUAGUUGUCUUUUAACUGCAUGUGUUAGCUGUGGAGCCUGUGAACUCUGUGGUAAUGCUCUGGCUGUAGCCCAUGUGGAACAGGGCACACAGGAAACGGUUCAAGUCCAGUACACAGUGCGUCUGGCUUGGUAGAGCUCCUGACCCAUGUCAGAGGGCGGAGGGCCAUUCCACUCGUGUGAGCCUCUGCGGUCCAGACCUUCCUCUUGUUUCUCCGCCAUCGCAAUUCUUCGCACGCACGUGCUUCCUCUCCGAGUGGGGAGGGAGGGAGGGAGGGAGGGAAAUUAUGAGGGAGGGAGGGUUAGGGAAAUAGGGGGGAGGGGUAAGGUGGGUCGGGGCCGGGCUCUCACUAGUGCGCUAUUCUUUCUUGUUUCAACCUUCCGAUCUUUAGUGCGCGACCUCUUUCUUCGUCUCCCUCUUGCUGUAUUUCUCUCCCUCGAGUUGCUUUCUUUCGUUUUUUGUUUCUUUCUCUUCUCUCCCUUAUCUUCUAUUCCAUUCUCUUUCUAUUUUUUUGCCCUUCUCUUCUUCCUAAUUUUUCUUUUCUUUUUUCCUUCUUCGCUUUUAGUACGCCUGUCUCUUUUUCCUUCAUCCCCCUGCUUUCUCCUUUUUCUCUUCCCUCGUCCCUCUCGCGCUUCUUCUUUCUUUCUUUCUAUUCGUGUGGGUGGCGGCCCCGAGUGCGGCUGGCCGCUGCGCGGUGUCGUAUGGCGGGCGGGCGGCCCCGCUUGCAUGGUUGCCGGUGGCGGUCCCUCCUUCUUUCUGUGUAUCCCGUGUGCCGGGGCCUUUGCCCGCUGGCGCCUUUUACCGCUUUCUCGCUCUUGCUCUCCUGUUCGUCUUGCUGUUCGUUUCCCGUCUUUCUUGCUCGGCUGGUUUUCUGGCUCUGUUUCUUUUCUUCGUCCGGCUUGCUUUCCCUCGUUGCUUGCUGGGUGCUAUUUCCCUCUUUCUUAUUCUUUCCCCUCCUCUCGCGGUCGCUCUCGCUCUCGCUGUCUCUCCCUCUUUCUUUUCUCCGUCUUCUUUCUUUUUCUUGCUGUCUUGCCCUCUUUCUUAUCUUUCCCUCAGCAUGCUUUUCCUUUGUCCCUCGUUCUUUCGCGUUCGUUCUGUUCUUCUUUCUUUGCUUGUUUCUCUUCUCUCUUUCGAUGCUUCUUUCUCGUCUUCCGGUCUUCUUCGUCUCUUUCCUCUCUUUCUCUCGUUUUCUACCCUGGCCUUUCGCUUCUUCUCUCUCGCCUCUCUCUCUCGCUCUCUCCUCUCUCUCUACUCUCUCGCUCAUCCUCGCGCUCUCUCUCUACUCUCUCUCGACUCUUCUCUCUCUCUCCGCUCUCUCUCUCUCUCGCUCUCCUCAUCUCUCUCGCUCUCUCUUCUCUCUCUCUCUCUUUCUCAUCUUUCUUCCUUCCUCUUUUUUUCUCCCCUCCCGCUUUACUCGCUCCACAGCACACACCAGCAGCGGAUAGUUGGGGAGGAUCAAAGACUGCUUUCCUCUCAGACAACCUGCCUGCUUCUGUCAGUCCAAACAUGAAUCCUCGCCUCCCAAAGCCAAACACCUAGCAGCCAUACUCUACCAGUCCACCCAAUCACUUAGCACCCCUUGCCCCAAACAGCAGCCCAGCUACUACCCAAACCUGUACCCUGUUCUUACUCAUGCCACUCAGUACAACUAUUCACACCUGUACCCUUUGGCCUAUUCCCUUCAUACUGCCCAACCAUAUGACAACAUCUGUAAAGCCACCCCACAUACAGUAUUAACACCUACCCAGCUACCCUUAACCCAAACGUCCAACAACCCUCCAACCCUUCACCCAAAUAAAAACCCUAUUUUGCUUCAUACGGAUGUUGGCUGCAAUAAGAAAUGAAUGAAAAGAAAUGAAUCACUGUCGGUCGCCACUUCGAUAUACACUGUUCCUCUAGCAGCAGGGUUUAGAGUUUACCUUUCAUAGUUUGUUUGUUCCAGAGCAGCCUCUGUGCUGUUUGGGUUAACAGUACAUGAUCCUGGGUGGCCUCAUCUGUCUCUGCCUGUGACCAAAACAAUGAUUGGAUGGAUUGGAUGGGUUUUCCCUUCCCUGUAGUGCAGAUGUGGAAAUUCCCUUGUUUGUGCCGGAACUUUGGUCUUCUAGCUGUUUUAAAGGGAAGGCUCAAAUUGAGUUGUACCGUGGCCCUUGAAGGCUUGAUUGUGUAUGAUGAACGCUUUAGUCUGUAUUUAGACUUUGUGCAGUCGUUAUACAGUCUUUAAACAAUAUUUGCCAUUCUGUCCUUGUGUCUGCAGAACUCAUGCACACCUCCAGAUUGAAUACAUAUGAAGCUUAAAGUUGCCCGGAAGACCCGUUUUAAAAAGCUUAUGGUAGUUCUGUCUGAGCCGUUCUUCAUUCAGCGCCUGGUUGGGCCGUUCUGUUUGUCCUCUCUGUGUUUCCAUACUCACUGACUCUGACUUUACAGUGGAACUCCUGAAACGUGAUAUAAAAGUAGGCCCAGAAACAUAUGGGAUUAAUCAUGGGUGCAUUUCUUUGGUCAGAGUAAUUCAUGCUGUUUGUCCUUCUCUGGCAGCCUAAGCUAUGGCGUACUGCCCAAGACGGAGUGUUUGGAUAAGUGUGUGUUUGUGUGUGUGUGUGUGUGUGUGUGUGUGUGUGUGUGUGUGUGUGUGUGUGUGUGUGUGUGAACUUGUCAACAAAAUCUCCUGGCCUCUGUCUAGGCUGUUUGAAUGACUGCUGUGAUUUGAAUGAUGGAGUCCACUUUUAGUCUCUGUUCUCUGUGAUGGCGUGACUUGAUGUAUUAUUUAGUGACUUUACCUUAACAUUUACAGUCUGAGUAUGAACAGACCGUCUAGGAGCAGACAUGAUCUGGUACUGCAGUGUUGUACUGUAUGUUUAAUCAGCUCCCAAUGGAAGUCUGCUGUAGAAUGUGUGUGAUGAAACGCGUAAUGCCUUAGGUCCCUAGUGAGUACUGGCAUAGUUGAACCCAUUGUGAUAGACAGCAGUUAGUGGUUUUAUUGAGUUAAAACAUUUCUAUGCCAUGUUUUGCCCCUCCCAGCUGAAGUGGGACAUGUUAUGUCUGUGUAGAUGUGCACAUGCCAACCCUAUGUAAAGAGAUCUCUCUCAACGUUUUCACUCUUUAUGUUUUUACUGUUUCACUAUUCUAAUGGACUCCGUUACAUACUACAGGGCAAUUGCGUAAAGUUUGCACUUGUGGCAAAAAGAUAGUAUGAUGAUGGUAAUGGCAAUAACUAUAUGCAGUGGUGGAAAAAGUACUCAAUUGUCAUACUUGAGUAAAAGUAAAUGCUAUUCAUCAAAUUCCUUAUAUUAAAGCUGCAGUAUGUAACUGUUUGGGCGAACUGACCAAAUUCACAUAGAAAUGUUAGUUAUAAAUCUGUCAUUCUCAUUUAUAGCAAGUCUAAGAAGCAGUAGAACUGUUCUAUGUGCAGUAUUUCUAUGUUUCCCGUUCUUAAUUUUCGUUGUUGCAUCUUUUACUUUCAGUUUUGUACACCAGCUUCAAACAGCUGAAAAUACAAUAUUUUUUGUUCUGGAAAAUAUUUUUCACAGCGGUUUAGAUGGUACAAUGAUUCUCUACACUAUACUUGCUUGUUUUGUCAUAUAAACUGAAAUUAGGCGAACUAUUCGAAUUUUAGCAACCAGAACAUGUAGGAGCGAUUUCUGCAGAUUUUUUAAAUUUAAAUUACGGACAGUCGGGAACACUCCAACACUCAAACGCAGUAUUUGAGAUUAUUGACUCCGCCAGAUCAGAGGCAGUAGGGAUGGCAAUGAGUUAUAUUGAUAGGUGCAUGAAUUGGACCAUAUUGCUGUCCUACCUGAGCAUUCGAAAUGUAACUAGUACUUUUGGGUGUCAGGGAAAAUGUAUGGGAGUAAAAAGUACAUAUUUUCUUUAGGACUGUAGUGAAGUAAAAGUUGUCCAAAAUAUAAAUAGUUUAGUACAGAUACCCCAGAAAACAACUUAAAUAGUAUUUUUACUUAUUUUCUUUACACCACUGACUGUAUGUAUGACGCUCUCUCUCUCCCUUUCUCUCUCUCUUUCUGUAACUCUCUCACACUCUUUCUCUUCGUCUAUUCAUCUUAAUCAUUCUCAGGAGCUGCUCCCUCUGGUUCUGUCGUUUGAGUUGCCGGCCAUCGUGCAGCCUGACCCAGGCUCCCCAACAGUGCAGCACAUCACCCAGACAUACAACCUCAACGUCUCCUUCAAGCCCCCCACACGUCUCUACGGGACCACCGGAGUGGUCCGCGGCUCCCAGAACAACUCUAGUGCCGUCAAGGUGAGGCCCAGCUACACCCCUCACAUCUACCCACCAAUACACCACAGUACUUACAGAACAGAAGGGGUUGGGGCCUAGUGGUUAGAGAAGUGGACUGCUGUGACCAGAGGGUUGCUUGGUCAGCUCCCUAGUGGGAAUUACAGUACUUUUGCCUUUAAAACCAAGCACUGUUCUCUAACCCAUGAGCAAGUAAAUCUCCCUCCUGAUUAAAUGUCUAAUAUAAGUCGUCUGGAGCCUUGCUCACCACUCAACCCAACAUCCCCGGACCCACCACCCACCUCCCACUGACCCACCCGCACUCUGACCCUCAAUACAACCCAACCUAGGGGAGUUGAGUUAGUGGACGGGUGGAGGGGGUCAUUUUGACUUGGGAUGCUGGCCAGAUUGGGGGUUGUGGGGGAGUAUGUAUGCUAUGUAGUGGGAGACCUUGCUCUGUAAAAGGGGUCUGCCAAAACCACUGUGGAUUACUGUGCUGGCCUCAGGCUGGAGUUCCAUUGGAAGUCCUUCCUAUUAAUCUAGUGAUUGUUUGCAGAGGCAGAGGAGGCAGAGAAUCAGACCAUUCUGUUGGCUGCCAGGUGACAUUGAAAAACAGUGGUUUACUUUGGUGGAAACUAUGGUUGAAAUGUUGUUGGUUCACUAGCGCAGAGUGGACACUCUUGGUUUUUCUAAUUGGUUUUUCUUCCUGCUCUUUUGCCAUAACUGUGUUUUCCCUUGCCCCAGUGGGUAACUUUAGUUGAGAGUGCUGUCCACACACAGUCACUCACUCACCUUUGCUAGCUCCUUUGAGCAGAGCGCCUCGACAUUUGUCCGCACACUGUAAGAAAAGACUAAUCGAAAUAUUACUAGAUUCUGCAGAUUGACUGAUUGUAUUGAUAUAUUCAUUGAUUGAUUUUCUUCUCAUCCCAGAGAGGCACUGCCAUGCUGCUGGAGCACCUGGCGGGCAGCCUGGCAGGUGCCAUCUCGGUCAGUACCCACCUGGACAUCGCCCCCCAGCACCACCUCUUCAUGAUGGGCCGCAACGGCAGCAACAUCAAGCACAUCACCCAGAGGACAGGAGCCCAGAUCCACUUCCCCGACCCCAACAGCCCCCAGAAGAAAUCUACCGUCUACAUCCAGGGCGUCAUCGAGUCUGUCUGCCUGGCACGCCAGUACCUCAUGGUAUGUGUUCAUGCAUGGUUUGUAUAGAUUAAGUAAUUGCCUUGUUUCUGUUAGAGCAUGACCUCGCAUAUGGAUUUCUGUUUAUUUUAUUGUUUUAUUGUGUUCUGACCCUGACCAAGACACUUUCAGCUAUGUGGUUUGCAAAUAUGUAAAAUGUUGGUCAUUUAAUUAAACAUUUGCUGAGCAAGAUGUCAAAGACAUUACAUUUAAAGAGUUUGGCAUCCUGCUUAAUGUAAUGUUAACCAUAAUAUAGGGCAGCUAUGCUAGCCAGUGUUGGCGUCCUUUGUCUGUGGCAGUUUUGCCCAAAGACUCUUGAAAAAUGCGGAAGUCGUUUUGUAAACAUAACUUUUUCUGUCUGGACGUGGGACACACAAGAAGAGGCCCCUCUGGUCUGCCUUGGGAGAACCGAGUCAUUUGACGAGGAGAUGAGCCUCCCCCACAGAGAGCCAUGUUUAGACCAUCUCGCAGACUGUAAAUUACGGCUCCGGCUCCGGCCCCGGCCUGUCACCACCAGCUUGGCCCAACUGGUUUAAUUACACACAAUGGGAAGGCCUCUCUAUCGCUCAGCUGAAUAUAACGUAGGAAUGAGAUUGUGGUGGAAUCAUGCAAAACAGGCAUUUUUGGUCAAUUGUUUUGGAAUUUCCCAAGUAGUGGUUUUUCAACUGAGCCUUCUCUCUUAAUUGAAAUGUCUGGUCAGGAAAAACUCUGUCCCUGUUGUUUUCGAUGAGUGUUAGUUCUGUAACAAGAGUCUGUUUGCUAGGACGUGAUGAUGAUGUGUGUGUGUUCCACAGGGCUGUCUACCCCUGGUGCUGAUGUUUGACAUUAAAGAGGACAUUGAGGUGGAGCCCCAGUGUAUCACAGCUCUGAUGGAGCAGCUAGAUGUCUUCAUCAGCAUCAAGCCCAAACCAAAGCAACCCAGCAAGGUACGACACUAAAACAUGAACAUCUAGUAUGUUACACAGUGGCCUUAACACAAAUCCAGUAAGCUACUUUACCAUGCUACAGCUAAGACCCAAGGUUUUUCUCCUGGCCCUAACUAUAGUGUUGGAAAAAAAUUAUACAGUUACAUAGAGCAAUAUUAUUUUGGGACAACAUUAUAUUGAUAUUUGACUCAAGGUAUCGUUAUUUUAUAUUUAUUUUUCUACUGUAGGUAACGUUAGCUAGCACUAGUCGGCUGUACCUGAACCAAAACUCCGGUAUUUUUCAUCCUAUAGCUUGUUCUCCAUCUUCUUUUUAAAUAGUGAGCCAAUAUGUUUACAGCACCUUUUUUUUACACUGACUGAUCAAAACUUGUUUUCUCAUGUUCUCUCUUGUCUCUCUGCAGCAGACAUAUGGUGAGCAAUAUGUUUGGAACAUCAAAUCGCAAUAAAAUCGCAGUAUCGAAUCGCAAUACAUAUAGAAGCUUGAGAAUUGCAAUACAUAUCCUAUCGGCACCUAAGUACAUAAUAUCGUAUCGUGAGGUCCCUGGCAAUUCCCAGCCCUACCUAACUACAAAGCACCUCGCGUCAUAAGCCAAACAAUAUAUUAGGCACAUCAAACCUGCUGGGCCCCAGCCUAACCACCUUAGCCAGGUGCCCUUUCCUCAGUGUGCCCAGCAUGAUGCCCAAACCCAGACAGGCCAGUGGGGAACAGUGGUGUGGUGCCAGUGUAAACGCAGCCCUACCCAGACCUCUCUUCUUUAAUGAGGUGACACCACUAAUCCAAACGGCCUUCCAAACACUGCUCUGCUUCUGGCUAUUUGGCUACUCCAUAAAGAAGGGUGUGGAGACAGAAAAAUCGUGACUGGACUCGAUUUGGCAGGGCCCACUUUGGCAAGUGUAGGACCACAGAAAUGAUUUGUGUGCAUGUUCAUUUUUUAUUCCUCGCUAUUUUAUAAGCACUCUUUAUGGUAAUGCUGGAACUGGAGAAAGUUGAAUAUCCUUUCCGAACUCCCUUAAGCUUUCUAAUGCGUGAAUUGAAGUGAACCCACUUUAUCAAAAUUAUGUUUUGACUUUUACUAAUCCCCUUUGAUUCCACUGUUCAUUCCAUUAAAGAAAAAUUGAUUACAUUGCUGAAGUGCAUUUCAUUCUGACAACAACCUGCCAUGUUGUUUUCUCUCUUUUCCUCUGUCUCUCCAUCUCUCUCUUUCUCCCACUCUCUCUUCCCCAGUCUGUGAUAGUAAAGAGUGUGGAGCGGAAUGCAGUGAACAUGUACGAGGCCCGGAAGUUUCUGCUGGGUCUGGAGAGCAACGGGGUGUCAUCAUCAGCCCUGUCCCCCUCCACCAAUGUCCCCUCCCCCACCCUCAUCUGUCCCGUCGGCCUGGACAUCCUGGCCUCAGCUGGCCUGGGGCUGAGCAGUCUGGGUAAUGGAGUUCUCUUUACAUCUGCCUCUUACACCAUUAUGAGAAUUCUGUAAGAAAAUCGAUGGUGCCUUUCUACAAAUGUACAAGGUCAACCCAAGACCCUUUUCCACACACGUUUAUAGAUCAGUGAUUGAAAAAGAAGCUUGAGUGUCAUAUGUAAUCCAAUUGUAUUUUUAUCUUGUUAAAGGAAACAAUAAAAAUGAAAGAAAUAUAUAAAAGAGACAAACCCCUUUACAACAGAAUGAAUUAUGAAUCAUGAGAUAAACUGUUGUGUGUAGGAGGUUUAUGUCUGGAAACUGACCACAUUGACAGUGAGAAUGAAUGUCCUGCUCAAGGCCAUCUCUUCCUGGGGCGUACAGUAUGAACCCAAAGGCCCAUGGGUAAGAUAUGGGCCUCCACAGCUCGGCCUGUAGUUAAUUGCUACAUCCCUCGCCAUCAGAUUACAGCUCAGCCUGCCAGAGAAAUCCAAGCCUUAUUUCUGGAGUCAAAUGAGCCGUUUGUCAAACCCACAAACCUGUUUCAGUCUGCUUUGAUAUGUUUGGGUUGAAAGUAGCAUAGUUUAGCAUGUAGUUAUUGACUGUGUUGAGUUAUAUUUGUCAAAGGCCCAGUUCUCUCAAAUGUCUCUCUCUUAUUUCAAUCCUGACCACUGAUAUGAAAGGAUUUGAUGAGUGGUGGUGGUAGUAUGCAAUAAUAUCUAUUACUGGUGUGGGAAGAAAUGAUUUGUAGAGUGAUACUGUAUUGAGACAGUCUUAUACUGUGUUUUUCUCUCCUCCAGGCCUCCUAGGGGCAUCAGCGCCCCAUUCCCUCAGUAGCUCCCCAGCUCCAAACUCUGUCCUCAACAGUCUGAACUCUUCCAUGAGCCCUAUGCAGAACCCCAGCCCCAGCACCCCGUCUCCCUCCCCCUCACUGUGGCCCAGCUCUCUCACAAGCACCCAAGGUGAGUACAGUUGGCUGGUGCACAAUCUCUCACGGUCUCACACCUUCAGGUCUCUCACCUUGUUCACAAAUAGCUAGAAGGGAUUGAUAUGAUGAAAGUGUUAUGAUAACGCUGUAGGAUUUCCUCCCUCGUGUGUCCAGGCUUCUCGUCUCAGUUGAUGAUGCACCCUGUAGCCCAGGCCACUCUGAGCAGUAUUCUGCUCUCUGGGGUCAAGGGGUACACCCAGAACACCCCCUCCCCACCCCCCGGCCUCGCCCCCAUCGACAAACAGACCAAUGGGGUCCCUGACUGCUCCAAAGGCCCCUGUACCCUGAAUGGACAUGUCAAGGUGACUGAUUUUUAUAGACCCAUAUUCACUAACUGUUACAUUGAAUGUAUACCUUGCCUAUAGUGAGUAUUCUGUAUAGGGCUACAUGUGUGUGUGUGUGUGUGUGUGUGUGUGUGUGUGUGUGUGUGUGUGUGUGUGUGUGUGUGUGUGUGUGUGUGUGUGUGUGUGUGCAGCACCCUGGCUCAGUCUAUGGUAGGAUGACCAGUGCAUCUCUGGCAGACACGGUUCUGAACCCCAACCAGUGUGACUCAGUCCAGGAGGCCAGCGUACACAACUCGUCAGAACCCCGCUCCAGCAAGUCCAACCAAGAUGAAGGUACCACGUACACACCGCACCUACAGAAAACAAGGAAAUGUGUAGCUCUUGUAGCUAUGCUUUAAAGAGGUUUAUAAAAUCAAAAGAAAGCCUUGGUAUUUGCCCUUAUUACCUGCUAAGUGAAUUUAUACCACAAUAUAUUUGUAUUUUUCUUAUACGUAGAUCAAUAUGCGGUCCAGUCCAUAUUCUCAAACCACUUUUCUCAGGUUGCAGCAGGGUGACAUUGAUGGCUGGUAUUCCAGUGGUUGAGGUCCCUAAUUUCCUGCGUCUCUAAUGUGUGGUUUGAGUGUAGCCUGGCUCUCACGCUCCUCACAUUCCCGUGUUGUUGGAGCUGGAGCUCAGUGGGAUCUGCCUCAGCCCCAGCCUGGCUGGUCACAGUAGUAACUUUUUCCUCUCCCUGACCUCCUCCUGUGUUCCAACUGGCUCUGUUCCCCGUAACCAUCAAGCCCAGGGAGAACCAACCAAACAUAAAAGACUAUCGAGGCCUACACUCACACACACACACCGAUCCUGUUCUGCAGGCCGGGUUACUGCCUGGAACUGUGGGAGUAGAAGAAGAAAGCUCCUUCAUUAGACUGCUUCUGUUUUGAAUGAACACAGGUGCCAACUGUGAGUUUUAGCAGCUACAUUUAGUCACGUUCAAGCCAUCGUGCAGAGUGACUUACAGAGAACGUACUGUUAUGUCAUUUAUACAUGACAGACGAUGGAAAGCUGAGCAACAAGGCACUUGAAAGAAAAGGUUGCUAUGGAAGUACAAAAACUUGGUUGUCAAGCACAGGUAUUGCAUAAUAAUGUAAAGAGUAUAAUAGUACAUACAGUCAGAUAUAUAGCCUAUUGACUAACUUCAUUAAAUCACGAAGGAAGGAAUAUAAUAUCCCACAUGUUACUGUUUCUUCACAAAUGCUCUUUUACUUUCUUUCCGCCAGGCUCUGACACCUUUGUGGAAGUGGGCAUGCCCAGAAGCCCAUCUCACUCAGCCAAUGGCAACGAGCUAAAACAGAUGCUGGCUUCCUGUAAGACGUCAGGGAAACGGCAGGCGGUGGAGCUCCUCCAGGGGACCAAGAACUCCCAUCUCCAGUAUGUCUGUCCAGAGCUACAGUAAGACUACCUACAUCACAUAUUUUAAGGACUUCAGAGAUGUCCUCACUCUUUCAUUCCUGUGCCUAAAGGGUAUAACAAUACGAUUCCAACUUGUUCUAGUUCACUGGGUAUGACUCCCAUACAUUCAUAGAAUAGAAAAGAAAAGCACUUUGUGACAACUGCUGAUAUAAAAAGGGCUUUAUAAAAUAUAUUUGAUUGGUUGGUAGAAAAUAAUACUAAAUAAACAGUGCUGUAUGUCUUGUCUGUGCUUUAGGCGUCUCUGUUGUGAUGGGGUUUGUACCUUGCUGUCUUUCUAAUAUGAUCGUAGCUCUCUGUUGUCUCCCCCCCACAGCUCAGACUGCCUCCUGUCAGACCCAGAGUCGAGUGCUUCAGACGGCCCUGUGACAGAUAAGAGGGCGCCGGGCAGUGAGCGGGCAGCAGAGAGGGCAGCACAGCAGAAUGAGAGGGACAGGAUCCGCUUGGCACCACAUUCCUCCUUUGCCAACAUGCAGGUACAACUAGAGGUAUUCCAACUCCACUUUUCUCUCUCACAUACACGCGCUCACACAUCAGUAGAUGGCUCAUGUGAAUUUGAUAGGUAGAAAAACUGACACUGACCUUCCUCUCCGUUUCAGGCACUUGAAUAUGAACAGAAAAAGCUGUUAGCAACCAAAGGUAAGUGUCAAUCUUUCGGGCAAUUCCUGCCUAAUCUCAAGGGAUACUGUGUUAUCUUUUCAGACCUUUCUCACUAAUUGGUAACAGAGGUUUUAUCUGUGUCUGUGUCCAGCCAUGUUGAAGAAGCCUGUUGUGACUGAGGUACGGACCCCCACUAACACAUGGAGUGGGCUGGGUUUCUCCAAGUCCAUGCCAGCAGAGACCAUCAAGGAGCUGCGCAGGGCCAACCACGUUUCUUACAAACCCACAAUGAGUACCACCUACGAGGUAAACUCCGACUAUGAGGUAAACACCAAUGGACCACUCUACUAUUGAAGAGAAUGUGUUUUUACUAACAUAUCUGAUAUAAAAGCUUAUGCAAAGACUGUAAUAGUGAUCUAGUGAGAUAUACAUGGCGGAGACUCAAUCAAGCUAGUCGUCUUGACUUCUUUCUUUUAUCAUUCUCGUUGGCAAAAAAGUGUUGAUAGGGGACAGAAUGCGGUCGGACCAUCAUAUAAUUGGCAUAUACAUUACGCUUACUGAAUUUCCACGUGGGCGAGGAUAUUGGACAUUUAAUCAAAGCCUAUUGGAUGAUAACUUGUUUUUAACAAGGACAGAGGAAUUUAUAACUGAUUUUUUCCGACAUAACAUAGGUACACCAAAUCCCCUUAUUGUAUGGGACACCUUUAAAUGUGCCUUUAGAGGCCAUGCAAUUCAGUACUCAUCUCGAAAACAAAAGCAAUUUAGGUCAAAAGAGUCCAUACUAACAAAGGAAAUAGAAGGUCUAACAGAACAGAUAGAUAGCAAUAAAAACUGUAACAUAGAGGCUCAGAAUAAAUUAGAGGAAAAACAAAAAGAAAUGGAGAAACUUAUUCAAGAAAGAUCAAGUGUAAUAUAUUAUAGAAAUAAAGCAAACUGGAUGGAAUAUGGGACACCAAAUUCUUUUUAAAUCUUCAACAUAGGAAUGCUACCAAAAAUAAUUUACUGAAACUGGUUACAAAUGACGGAGUCACCCAUGAUUAACCAAAUUAUAUUUUGAAGGAGGAAACAAAGUACUUUAAGCAUAUGUUUUCGUUUCAGUCGCCUCCAUCUUCUCUAACUGAAGCUAAUUGUAGAGAUUUUUUUUCUAUUGAUAAUGUAAAAAUUAACAGCCAUACAGAAAGACUCAUGUGAAGGUGAAAUUACAGAGGAGGAACUUCUGGAUGCAAUUAAAGACUUUAAGUCCGGGAAAAGUCCAGGGUUGGAUGGCAUACCAGUCGAGGUAUACCAAACCUUUUUUGAUAUACUCAGACAACCGUUAUUAGCAUGUUUUAACCACUCCUAUGUAAACGGUAGAUUAUCAGACACUCAAGAAGAAGGUCUGAUUUCAUUAUUACUGAAACAGGAUACAAGUGGAAAAUAUAAAGAUCCAGGCAUUUAAAAAAUUGGAGGCCCCUUACACUUCAGUGUUGUGAUGCAAAAAUUCUAGCAAAAUGUAUAGCGCAUAGAAUUAAAAAGACAUUUUUACAUGGAAGAUACAGUGAGGGGAAAAAAGUAUUUGAUCCCCUGCUGAUUUUGUAUGUUUGCCCACUGACAAAGAAAUGAUCAGUCUAUAAUUUUAAUGGUAUCCAGAAAAACGCAUGUCAAAAAUGUUAUAAAUUGAUUUGCAUUUUAGUGAGGGAAAAUAAGUAUUUGACCCCCUCUCAAUCAGAAAGAUUUCUGGCUCCCAGGUUUAUACAGGUAACGAGCUGAGAUUAGGAGCACACUCUUAAAGGGGGUGCUCCUAAUCUCAGCUUGUUACCUGUAUAAAAGACACCUGUCCACAGAAGCAAUCAAUCAAUCAGAUUCCAAACUCUCCACCAUGGCCAAGACCAAAGAGCUCUCCAAGGAUGUCAGGGACAAGAUUGUAGACCUACACAAGGCUGGAAUGGGCUACAAGACCAUCACCAAGCAGCUUGGUGAGAAGGUAACAACACUUGGUGCGAUUAUUCGCAAAUGGAAGAAACACAAAAGAACUGUCAAUCUCCCUCGGCCUGGGGCUCCAUGCAAGAUCUGGGACCAUAGUCAAUGAUCAAUGAUCUCAAGGCAGCUGGGACCAUAGUCACCAAGAAAACAAUUGGUAACACACUACGCCGUGAAGGACUGAAAUCCUACAGCGCCUGCAAGGUCCCCCUGCUCAAGAAAGCACAUAUACAGGCCCGUCUGAAGUUUGCCAAUGAACAUCUGAAUGAUUCAGAGGAGAACUGGGUGAAAGUGUUGUGGUCAGAUGAAACCAAAAUCGAGCUCUUUGGCAUCAACUCAACUCACCGUGUUUGGAGAAGGGGGAAUGCUGCCUAUGACCCCAAGAACACCAUCCCCACUGUCAAACAAGGAGGUGGAAACAUUAUACUUUGGGGGUGUUUUUCUGCUAAGGGGACAGGACAACUUCACCGCAUCAAAGGGACGAUGGACGGGACCAUGUACCGUCAAAUCUUGGGUGAGAACCUCCUUCCCUCAGCCAGGGCAUUGAAAAUGGGUUGUGGAUGGGUAUUCCAGCAUGACAAUGACCCAAAACACACGGCCAAGGCAACAAAGGAGUGGCUCAAGAAGAAGCACAUUAAGGUCCUGGAGUGGCCUAGCCAGUCUCCAGACCUUAAUCCCAAUGAAAAUCUGUGGAGGGAGCUGAAGGUUCGAGUUGCCAAAUGUCAGCCUCGAAACCUUAAUGACUUGGAGAAGAUCUGCAAAGAGGAGUGGGACAAAAUCCCUCCUGAGAUGUGUGCAAACCUGGUGGCCAACUACAAGAAACGUCUGACCUCUGUGAUUGCCAACAAGGGUUUUGCCACCAAGUACUAAGUCAUGUUUUGCAGAGGGGUCAAAUACUUAUUUCCCUCAUUAAAAUGCAAAUCAAUUUAUAACAUUUUUGACAUGCGUUUUUCUGGAUUUUGUUGUUGUUAUUCUGUCACUCACUGUUCAAAUAAACCUACCAUUAAAAUUAUAGACUGAUCAUGUAUUUGUCAGUGGGCAAACGUACAAAAUCAGCAGGGGAUCAAAUACUUUUUUCCCUCACUGUACAUUGGAGAUAAUAUAAGGCAAGUACUGGAAACAAUAGAACACUAUUACCAAUAAAAUGGUCUGUUGGUGAUGUGGAUAGACUCGGAAUACAUAUCCCAAAUGAAAUAAAUGAUCUCACUCCAAUACAUUUUAUUAGAAAGCUAGCAAAAAUAGAUAAGAUCUUGUUACCAUGGAAAGGUAAAUACCUGCCUGUUUGUGGGAAAAUCACCCGGAUUAACUCUUUAGUAUUAUCCCAGUUUACCUAUAUGCUUAUGGUCUUGCCUACGCCUAGUGAACAGUUUUUUUAAUUAUAUGAGAAAAAAUAUUCCAUUUUAUUUGGAACGGCAAGCCAGACAAAAUUAAACGGGCCUAUUUAUAUAAUGAAUAUGAAUUCAGAGGAUCAGAAAUUAUUAAAUAUUAAAGCAUUAGACCUAUCACUAAAAGCUUCAGUCAUACAAAAGUUAUACUUAAAUCCGAACUGGUUCUCUAGCAAAUUAGUAAGAUCGUAUCACCCAAUGUUCAAGAAUGGCCUUUUUCCCUUUAUUUAGAUUACAACCUCUCACUUUCAGUUAUUUGAAAAGGAAAUCAUCUCCCAAUAUCACUAUUUCUAAAACAAGCCAUAGAAAGUUGGUUGCAAUUUCAAUUUAAUCCUCCAGAAACAACAGAACAAAUAAUGCAACAAAUAUUGUGGUUAAACUCAAAUAUACUAAUUGAUAAUACAACUUUUUUUUUUGACAUAAUGUUUAAAAAAGGUAUACUCUUCGUAAAUGAUCUCAUCGGUAGGACUGGUGGAGUCAUGUCGCACAUGCAGCUAACAAAAACAUAUGGAAAUGUCUGCUCUACCCAAAAUUACAACCAAAUAAUUGCAGCAUUACCGCAAAAAUGGAAGAGGAAAGUGGAAGGGGGGAAAAAGUAAGGAACUUGUCUGUCGGCCUUGCAUUAAAGAACAUAAUUGGUUAAAGAAAACUGUGAUAAAUAAAAAAGUAUACCAGUUUCAUUUAAGGACCAAAAGAUUGACAGCCGUCCCAUAUACAGUGGGGAAAAAAAGUAUUUAGUCAGCCACCAAUUGUGCAAGUUCUCCCACUUAAAAAGAUGAGAGAGGCCUGUAAUUUUCAUCAUAGGUACACGUCAACUAUGACAGACAAAAUGAGGGAAAAAAAUCCAGAAAAUCACAUUGUAGGAUUUUUUAUGAAUUUAUUUGCAAAUUAUGGUGGAAAAUAAGUAUUUGGUCACCUACAAACAAACAAGAUUUCUGGCUCUCACAGACCUGUAACUUCUUCUUUAAGAGGCUCCUCUGUCCUCCACUCGUUACCUGUAUUAAUGGCACCUGUUUGAACUUGUUAUCAGUAUAAAAGACACCUGUCCACAACCUCAAACAGUCACACUCCAAACUCCACUAUGGCCAAGACCAAAGAGCUGUCAAAGGACACCAGAAACAAAAUUGUAGACCUGCACCAGGCUGGGAAGACUGAAUCUGCAAUAGGUAAGCAGCUUGGUUUGAAGAAAUCAACUGUGGGAGCAAUUAUUAGAAAAUGGAAGACAUACAAGACCACUGAUAAUCUCCCUCGAUCUGGGGCUCCACGCAAGAUCUCACCCCGUGGGGUCAAAAUGAUCACAAGAACGGUGAGCAAAAAUCCCAGAACCACACGGGGGGACCUAGUGAAUGACCUGCAGAGAGCUGGGACCAAAGUAACAAAGCCUACCAUCAGUAACACACUACGCCGCCAGGGACUCAAAUCCUGCAGUGCCAGAUGUGUCCCCCUGCUUAAGCCAGUACAUGUCCAGGCCCGUCUGAAGUUUGCUAAAGUGCAUUUGGAUGAUCCAGAAGAGGAUUGGGAGAAUGUCAUAUGGUCAGAUGAAACCAAAAUAGAACUUUUUGGUAAAAACUCAACUCGUCGUGUUUGGAGGACAAAGAAUGCUGAGUUGCAUCCAAAGAACACCUUACCUACUGUGAAGCAUGGGGGUGGAAACAUCAUGCUUUGGGGCUGUUUUUCUGCAAAGGGACCAGGACGACUGAUCCGUGUAAAGGAAAGAAUGAAUGGGGCCAUGUAUCGUGAGAUUUUGAGUGAAAACCUCCUUCCAUCAGCAAGGGCAUUGAAGAUGAAACGUGGCUGGGUCUUUCAGCAUGACAAUGAUCCCAAACACACCGCCCGUGCAACGAAGGAGUGGCUUCGUAAGAAGCAUUUCAAGGUCCUGGAGUGGCCUAGCCAGUCUCCAGAUCUCAAACCCCAUAGAAAAUCCUUGGAGGGAGUUGAAAUCCGUGUUGCCCAGCACAGCCCCAAAACUCCACUCACUGCUCUAUAAGGCUAUAUUCAUGGAUGAAUGGGCCAAAAUACCAGCAACAGUGUGUGAAAACCUUGUGAAGACUUACAGAAACGUUUGACCCUGGUUCAGGCCAACAAAUGGUAAUUAACAAAGUUUGAGAAACUUUUGUUUAUUGAACCAAGAUACGUUCUUCCAUUUCCCCUAAUAAUGCCCCCACAUUUGAUUUUAAAACCAAGUGCUUCCCUUUUGCAGAUUAGUCUUCCAGCCUGGUGAGGCAAACAAUUUGUUUCUGGGUCCUUUAAAAGCCUUGGUCUUGGCCAUAGUGGAGUUGGAGUGUGACUGUUUGGGGUUGUGGACAGUGUCUUUAUACUGAUAACAAGUUCAAACAGGUGCCAUUAAUACAGGUAACGAUGGAGGCCCAGAGGAGCCUCUUAAAGAAGAGUAAGUUGUAGAGCCAAAAACUUGCUUGUUGUAGGUGACCAAAUACUUAUUUUCCACCAUAAUUUGCAAAUAAAUUCAUAAAAAAUCCUACAAUGUGAUUUCUGGAUUUUUUUUCCUCCAUUUUUUCUGUCAUAGUUGACGUGUACCUAUGAUGAAAAUUACAGGCCUCUCUCAUCUUUUUAAUGGGGAAACUUGCAAAAAUUUGGGGGCUGACUAAUACUUUUUUUCCCCACUGUAGAUUGCAAAAUAUGGGAAAAAAAUUUUUGACGUACCAAUUCCAUGGCAUAGUGUUUAUGAAUGAUAAGACAAAACGACGCCGGAUUCAAAACUUAGGGAAUUUUUUUAAUUUAAAUUAUUAAAAAAAAUUUUUGCAACAAAUAAGUAUUUUUGGGGGGAAAAAUUCCAUUGAAUUUUUUUGGAAAGGCAGAAGAAAAUUGAUAUUUUUGGAUGCCAGUAGUUUUUUUUUUUUGGGAAAAGGUCGGGGGAAUGGCUAAAAUUAAUUUUUCCCCCAAUAAUAAUAAAAUUUUAUCUGAAAAACAUAGAAAGUCAAUUUAAAAUACAGAAAAGUUUUUUUCAAUUUAAAAAUUGUGAAAAAGAGAAAGGGGUUUAGAACUUUUAUAAAACACAAAUAAAAAUAAAAAUAUAAAAAUUAGAUAAGUUUGUGUUAAGAGAUAAGAAUUGUGGUUGAAGGUUGGGACUAAAUAAAACAUAAAAAAAAUUACAAUAAGAAGAAUACGUGCAUAAUCAUAAUAAGUAUAUGGUUAUAGGUUGAGAGCUUUGGUGGAAAGAGGACAGUUAGAAAGAUAUGGUAUGGCAUAUAGAAGCAAACCGGAUGGACAUCAUGAAAAUGAGAGGUUGAGGGGUUAGAGGAAGUUCAGGAGUAAAAACAAACAAAAUAGAAUUAUUGUAAAAUUGACUGUGUCCAUAAUGUAUAUAGUAUGUAUAAGCAGGAAGUAGAGGCCUAAGCGUUGUUGUUCACUAGUUUACUCCAAUUAGGGAAGGGUGGUGGGGUUGGAAAGUAAUAAAGGGAAAUAUUUUUUUUUAAAGUAUGUGUAUGUAUGUGUGUAUGUAUGUAUGUAUGUAUGUGUGUAUAUAUAUAUAUAUAUAUAUAUAUAUAUGUGUGUAUAUACAGUGGGGGAAGAAAGUAUUUAGUCAGCCACCAAUUGUGCAAGUUCUCCCACUUAAAAAGAUGAGAGAGGCCUGUAAUUUUCAUCAUAGGUACACGUCAACUAUGAAGACAAAAUGAGGGAAAAAAAAUCCAGAAAAUCACAUUGUAGGAUUUUUAAUGAAUUUAUUUGCAAAUUAUGGUGGAAAAUAAGUAUUUGGUCACCUACAAACCAAACAUGAUUUCUGGCUCUCACAGACCUGUAACUUCUUCUUUAAGAGGCUCCUCUGUCCUCCACUCGUUACCUGUAUUAAUGGCACCUGUUUGAACUUGUUAUCAGUAUAAAAGACACCUGUCCACAACCUCAAACAGUCACACUCCAAACUCCACUAUGGCCAAGACCAAAGAGCUGUCAAAGGACACCAGAAACAAAAUUGUAGACCUGCACCAGGCUGGGAAGACUGAAUCUGCAAUAGGUAAGCAGCUUGGUUUGAAGAAAUCAACUGUGGGAGCAAUUAUUAGAAAAUGGAAGACAUACAAGACCACUGAUAAUCUCCCUCGAUCUGGGGCUCCACGCAAGAUCUCACCCCGUGGGGUCAAAAUGAUCACAAGAACGGUGAGCAAAAAUCCCAGAACCACACGGGGGGACCUAGUGAAUGACCUGCAGAGAGCUGGACCAAAGUAACAAAGCCUACCAUCAGUAACACACUACGCCGCCAGGGACUCAAAUCUGCAGUGCCAGAUGUGUCCCCCUGCUUAAGCCAGUACAUGUCCAGGCCCGUCUGAAGUUUGCUAAAGUGCAUUUGGAUUGAUCCAGAAGAGGAUUGGGAGAAUGUCAUAUGGUCAGAUGAAACCAAAAUAGAACUUUUUGGUAAAAACUCAACUCGUCGUGUUUGGAGGACAAAGAAUGCUGAGUUGCAUCCAAAGAACACCAUACCUACUGUGAAGCAUGGGGGUGGAAACAGGAACGGGACUGAUCCGUGUAAAGGAAAGAAUGAAUGGGGCCAUGUAUCGUGAGAUUUUGGUGAAAACCUCCUUCCAUCAGCAAGGGCAUUGAAGAUGAAACGUGGCUGGGUCUUUCAGCAUGACAAUGAUCCCAAACACACCGCCCGGGCAACGAAGGAGUGGCUUCGUAAGAAGCAUUUCAAGGUCCUGGAGUGGCCUAGCCAGUCUCCAGAUCUCAACCCCAUAGAAAAUCUUUGGAGGGAGUUGAAAGUCCGUGUUGCCCAGCAACAGCCCCAAAACAUCACUGCUCUAGAGGAGAUCUGCAUGGAGGAAUGGGCCAAAAUACCAGCAACAGUGUGUGAAAACCUUGUGAAGACUUACAGAAAACGUUUGACCUGUGUCAUUGCCAACAAAUGGUAUAUAACAAAGUAUUGAGAAACUUUUGUUAUUGACCAAAUACUUAUUUUCCACCAUAAUUUGCAAAUAAAUUCAUUAAAAAUCCUACAAUGUAGUUUUCUGGAUUUUUUUUCCUCAUUUUGUCUGUCAUAGUUGACAUGUACCUAUGAUGAAAAUUACAGGCGUCUCUCAUCUUUUUAAGUGGGAGAACUUGCACAAUUGGUGGCUGACUAAAUACUUUUUUCCCCCACUGUGUGUAUAUAUAUAUAUAUAUAUAUAUAUAUAUAUAUAUAAAAUAUAUAUAUAUUUGUGAGGGGGAAAAAAACAUAUGGGGGAUUGGAAGUGAUGCAGACAAUUACAUUGAUGGAAGUUACAAUCUAUCUGCAAUAUUAAAGCUGAUCUACCCCCUAAAAAAUUUAAAUAAAAUAAAAAAUAAAGACUGUAAUAUGAAUUUUAAAUCUGUAAAGCAAAAGAGUUAACUGAAUUGAUACUCUUAUUCACAGAACUAAACCAUUAGUGAGAGCUUAUAACUGCAGCCCAUGUAUCUAUCAGUAGGAUCUGAUAUCCCCCUUCUCUCCCCCAGGGCUCCCCCCUGUCCCUGUCCCGCUCUGGCAGCAGAGAGGGCGUGGGCAACGGCAGUGACUCUGACAACUGGAGGGACAGGAACGGGGUUGGGAACGGUCUUCCCAGCCACGCCGAAUUCCCAGCGUCUGUUAGCAGUCCCAAGAGGAAGCAGAACAAAUCCGGUGAGCUACCCAGCAGAUACUCAUCUCAACUUUUUUUAAUGAAAUCAAAGGAGAAGAAAGACAAAGGGAAGAAGAUCAACACGCUCAGUCAACUCUCUCAAAGGUUUUGAUGAAAAACUUAUGAUGAGAAAGAAAGAAAAUCUAACCUUGAACAGCAGAUGCUGUGUGAAGAUUGCCUCAUUAAUUAAAAUGUGUGGGAGUAGAUGUGUUUUAUAAGUGUUCCUUCCUCCUACACACCUGCACUCAGCAAAGUUCAAGAGACCAGAUGCGUCUGUUCAUUUCCACCUCAUGUUCUUACCCUUGUAUCAAAUUAUUUGUUAUCAUCAAAGUCAAUCACUACCGGUAAUGCUGUAAAGAAGCACACAUCUAUUCUACAGUAUCUUGGCUUGUAUUGCAAACAUUAAAGACAAUCAAACGGCAUUCUCUUGCUUUAAUAGAUACAAAUGACUAACUCACCACAAUGUUUCAGCAGCAAGAUGCGUAAAGGUUUAUUUUAUGUUGCAUCAAUCUUUUUUUACAAUGAUAACUGUCUAUGAAAAUCGUCUUUAAUAUUGACUGUCUGACUUGUCAUUGACUUGUCUUGUCUUCCUGUGACUGCUUUUGACUGACAGCUGCGGAUCACUAUUUGAGCAGCAGUAACUACAUGGACUGUAUCUCCUCAGUCACCGGGAGCAACGGCUGCAGUCUCCAGCCCUCUCUCAAAGGGUCGGACCUGCCGGAGCUGUUCAGCAAGCUGGGCCUGGGGAAAUACACUGACGUGUUCCAACAACAGGAGGUACUGGCCUAUAGCCGCCGUAGCAAAACAAUUAGAAUAAAUAAAUAAAUAAAAUAAUGCCUUUCGUGAACUAACACUCGCACUUAACCUUUUUUUUUUUUUUACCAGCUGUGACUUUGCUGAUAGCUACUUUAUUGAGGAAACAUGUACUUACUAUGCCUGUGACAUGUGGUUGUCCCACCUCGCUAUCUUAAGAUGAAUGUACUAACUGUAAGUCGCUGUGGAUAAGAGCAUCUGCUAAAUGACUAAAAUGUAAAUGUGACAUGGGUUAACCACAUUAACAUAGGAGCAGGAGCCUUCAUCUAUCUCUGCUUGGCUGACUACAGUAUAUUAGAGAUAUGCUACCAUAAGCAUUGGCUAGGAUUUAUGGAUGGAUGGGUCAGUCCUUAGGCUUAGCUUUUUAUGCUGGUAUUUAAACUUUUUAGCUGCCCAUUGCAGCUAGGCUAAGCUUUUUAUCAACAUAUUAUGCAGUGGUCCUCAUGGUCCAAUGACUAGACUUUGUGAGGGAAGUAUUUGAUCCCCUGCUGAUUUUGUACGUUUGCCCACUGACAAAGAAAUUAUCAGUCUAUAAUUUUAAUGGUAGGUUUAUUUGAACAGUGAGAGACAGAAUAACAACAACAAAAUCCAGAAAAACGUUAUAAAUUGAUUUGCAUUUUAAUGAGGGAAAUAAGUAUUUGACCCCUCUGCAAAACAUGACUUAGUACUUGGUGGCAAAACCCUUGUUGGCAAUCACAGAGGUCAGAUGUUUCUUGUAGUUGGCCACCAGGUUUGCACACAUCUCAGGAGGGAUUUUGUCCCACUCCUCUUUGCAGAUCUUCUCCAAGUCAUUAAGGUUUCGAGGCUGACAUUUGGCAACUCAAACCUUCAGCUCCCUCCACAGAUUUUCUAUGGGAUUAAGGUCUGGAGACUGGCUAGGCCACUCCAGGACCUUAAUGUGCUUCUUCUUGAGCCACUCCUUUGUUGCCUUGGCCGUGUGUUUUGGGUCAUUGUCAUGCUGGAAUACCCAUCCACGACCCAUUUUCAAUGCCCUGGCUGAGGGAAGGAGGUUCUCACCCAAGAUUUGACGGUACAUGGCCCCGUCCAUCGUCCCUUUGAUGCGGUGAAGUUGUCCUGUCCCCUUAGCAGAAAAACACCCCCAAAGCAUAAUGUUUCCAUCUCCAUGUUUGACAGUGGGGAUGGUGUUCUUGGGGUCAUAGGCAGCAUUCCUCCUCCUCCAAACACGGCGAGUUGAGUUGAUGCCAAAGAGCUCGAUUUUGGUCUCAUCUGACCACAACACUUUCACCCAGUUCUCCUCUGAAUCAUUCAGAUGUUCAUUGGCAAACUUCAGACGGGCAUGUAUAUGUGCUUUCUUGAGCAGGGGGACCUUGCGGGGGCUGCAGGAUUUCAGUCCUUCACGGCGUAGUGUGUUACCAAUUGUUUUCUUGGUGACUAUGGUCCCAGCUGCCUUGAGAUCAUUGACAAGAUCCUCCCGUGUAGUUCUGGGCUGAUUCCUCACCGUUCUCAUGAUCAUUGCAACUCCACGAGGUGAGAUCUUGCAUGGAGCCCCAGGCCGAGGGAGAUUGACAGUUCUUUUGUGUUUCUUCCAUUUGCGAAUAAUCGCACCAACUGUUGUCACCUUCUCACCAAGCUGCUUGGCGGUGGUCUUGUAGCCCAUUCCAGCCUUGUGUAGGUCUACAAUCUUGUCCCUGACAUCCUUGGAGAGCUCUUUGGUCUUGGCCAUGGUGGAGAGUUUGGAAUCUGAUUGAUUGAUUGCUUCUGUGGACAGGUGUCUUUUAUACAGGUAACAAACUGAGAUUAGGAGCACUCCCUCUAAGAGUGUGCUCCUAAUCUCAGCUCGUUACCUGUAUAAAAGACACCUGGGAGCCAGAAAUCUUUCUGAUUGAGAGGGGGUCAAAUACUUAUUUCCUUAAUUAAAAUGCAAAUAAAUUUAUAACAUUUUUGAAAACAUGCGUUUUUCUGGAUUUUUUUGUUGUUAUUCUGUCUCUCACUGUUCAAAUAAACCUACCAUUAAAAUUAUAGGCUGAUCAUUUCUUUGUCAGUGGGCAAACGUACAAAAUCAGCAGGGGAUCAAAUACUUUUUUCCCUCACUGUUUAUCCAACUAAUACCUUUAUUGAUAUUAGAGCACACACGGCAAAUAUUUGAUAAGGGAUGGGCAUUAGGUAUUUUAUGUUGCAAUGGGGGAUUUUAUUGUAAAAAUAUACUACAUUAUAGUGUAUAGCAGGGAUCAUCAACUAGAUUUCUUCUUGAGUGGAUGAUUUGCUGGUGUUUUUAGUAUAUAUUUUUUGCUCAGUAAACUUGGGUGGGCCAAAUAAAAUCCAAAAUGUUUAUAGUGCCGCCAGUUGGGGAACCCUGGUGUAUAGUGUGAAGUGGCAUAAUAAAGAUAUUGACUGUGAACAUGCACUCUUUUCAGAUCGAUCUCCAGACCUUCCUCACUCUGACAGACCAGGACCUGAAAGAGCUGGGCAUCACCACAUUUGGAGCACGCAGGAAAAUGCUGCUCGCCAUCUCAGGUGUGAAUGACUAUGGUAAUGAACAAACGUGUGUGUGAGCUUCUGUGUGUGUGUGUGAACCCAGUUCCAAUGAUGUGUGAGGCUGAUCCUGCUGGGCUGUAUGUGGUGAUAAUAGCUCCUUUCAGAAGUCUGUCAGAAGUGUCGAGGGGGGUGUUGGGCCGUGCCAGAACCUCUCCUGAUGGCGGUGGUGUGAAAUUGACUUCUAUUUUCAUUAGGCCUCUAUUGUCUGGCCCUGCCACAUGCCUCAGUGGCAGCCAGUCUGACAGCUAGCGAGCUGAUGGGCCGUGGUACAACUAUGGCCAGGUCCCAUAGCUGAACAUUCAUUGCGAUCAGUCUCUACUGCCAUCCAUUGGUUUCAGUAGUCAAUGGUGCAAGUCGUGUCUCUCUUUUUGUCUGACAGAGAGGAGCUCAGAUCCUCUCAUACUGUUCCAAGGCAAUGAAUGCCCCACAUGUUUGUUGUGACAUGAACUAAUCCUUGAUUAUAAAUGCAUAACUACAGGAGUAAUAACUUUCUUCCAGCAGGAGUGAACAGGAUUCAGUCAGGUGGCAUUUUGAUUGAAUAUACAGUGGGGGAAAAAAGUAUUUAGUCAGCCACCAAUUGUGCAAGUUCUCCCACUUAAAAAGAUGAGAGAGGCCUGUAAUUUUCAUCAUAGGUACACGUCAACUAUGACAGACAAAAUUAGAAAAAAAAAUCCAGAAAAUCACAUUGUAGGAUUUUUAAUGAAUUUAUUUGCAAAUUAUGGGGGAAAAUAAGUAUUUGGUCAAUAACAAAAGUUUCUCAAUACUUUGUUAUAUACCCUUUGUUGGCAAUGACACAGGUCAAACGUUUUCUGUAAGUCUUCACAAGGUUUUCACACACUGUUGCUGGUAUUUUGGCCCAUUCCUCCAUGCAGAUCUCCUCUUAGAGCAGUGAUGUUUUGGGGCUGUCGCUGGGCAACACAGACUUUCAACUCCCUCCAAAGAUUUUCUAUGGGGUUGAGAUCUGGAGACUGGCUAGGCCACUCCAGGGCCUUGAAAUGCUUCUUACGAAGCCACUCCUUCGUUGCCCGGGCGGUGUGUUUGGGAUCAUUGUCAUGCUGAAAGACCCAGCCACGUUUCAUCUUCAAUGCCCUUGCUGAUGGAAGGAGGUUUUCACUCAAAAUCUCACGAUACAUGGCCCCAUUCAUUCUUUCCUUUACACGGAUCAGUCGUCCUGGUCCCUUUGCAGAAAAACAGCCCCAAAGCAUGAUGUUUCCACCCCCAUGCUUCACAGUAGGUAUGGUGUUCUUUGGAUGCAACUCAGCAUUCUUUGUCCUCCAAACACGACGAGUUGAGCUUUUACCAAAAAGUUAUAUUUUGGUUUCAUCUGACCAUAUGACAUUCUCCCAAUCCUCUUCUGGAUCAUCCAAAUGCACUCUAGCAAACUUCAGACGGGCCUGGACAUGUACUGGCUUAAGCAGGGGGACACGUCUGGCACUGCAGGAUUUGAGUCCCUGGCGGCGUAGUGUGCUACUGAUGGUAGGCUUUGUUACUUUGUCCCAGCUCUCUGUAGGUCAUUCACUAGGUCCCCCCGUGUGGUUCUGGGAUUUUUGCUCACCGUUCUUGUGAUCAUUUUGACCCCACGGGGUGAGAUCUUGUGUGGAGCCCCAGAUCGAGGGAGAUUAUCAGUGGUCUUGUAUGUCUUCCAUUUCCUAAUAAUUGCUCCCACAGUUGCUUUCUUCAAACCAAGCUGCUUACCUAUUGCAGAUUCAGUCUUCCCAGCCUGGUGCAGGUCUACAAUUUUGUUUCUGGUGUCCUUUGACAGCUCUUUGGUCUUGGCCAUAGUGGAGUUUGGAGUGUGACUGUUUGAGGUUGUGGACAGGUGUCUUUUAUACUGAUAACAAGUUCAAACAGAUGCCAUUAAUACAGGUAACGAGUGGAGGACAGAGGAGCCUCUUAAAAAAUAAGUUACAGGUCUGUGAGAGCCAGAAAUCUUGCUUGUUUGUAGGUGACCAAAUACUUAUUUUCCACCAUAAUUUGCAAAUAAAUUCAUUAAAAAUCCUACAAUGUGAUUUUCUGGAUUUUUUUUUCUCAAUUUGUCUGUCAUAUUUGAUGUGUACCUAUGAUGAAAAUUACAGGCCUCUCUCAUCUUUUUAAGUGGGAGAACUUGCACAAUUGGUGGCUGACUAAAUACUUUUUUUCCCAUUCCUAUAGUUUCUGGGAAGUUACACUUAGAACAUGUUUUGUCCUUUAUCGCAUGUAUUUUCAUUUCAUGGUUUUGUGGUAUUUUAUUAGAGAGAAGGGAUCAUAUCUAUGUCAAAGUUUGCUGCUCAUUUUUAGAGUGUGUCUUACUGAUGCAGUAGGGGGUCACAUUAGGGUUGGGCGGUAUCCAGAUUUUCAUAUCAUCAUACCGUCCUUCUCUCACCCCAGGAUUUACGGUAUUACCGGUUUAGUACACAAGGGGGCGCCAAAAUAACGAGAGAAAAAAGCCCAUUAGGCGUCUACUACCAGAAUGCUAACAGCAUUAGCACAAGUAAUAGCGGAUUUCCAUGGAGGCUGCCAGCUAAAUAUACUAACGAGCACAAACAAAAUUAAAAUAAUUGCAAAGACAGGCAAUCCAGCUCAUAAAGUAUAUAUAUAUAAAGGUAGGAUGUGAACGAGAGACAUUGUGCAAAUGAACAAAGUUUUGACGCAUGCUUUUCUGAAGGAAGAACCGUACUGGCUCUCCAGCAACAUGUCUAUACGCUGUGUCUGUGUGGAGUUUGACAUCACUAGGGCAUAUUGUGUUAGCUUUCUGCCUGCUGUCUGCUCCUCCCCCCUCUUCUCCAAGCAGAGCAGGCAGAAAGCUAACACAAUAUUAACUUUAAGCAAAACAUUAGGAAAUGUAGCUGGCUACAUUCUUUCUAUGAUAGGCCUAAACAUUAGAAAUAUGAUGGCCAUGCAUAGUUUUUGCAAAAAAUACUUUGCUUUUUCAUUGUAAGCUAAUUUACUUGUGUGGCUGCCAGCCAAAUAGCGUUGCACUUCUGUUGUCUACUGAUGAAAAUGAAGCUAUUUUCUGCCGAAUGUGUUAGAUUAAUGUAUUUUCUGUGAAGGAAAACUAUAGUUGCACAUCCCUGAUCACUCUAUUGAAGAAAAAAAACAACUUGACUUUUAAUAUCAAACGCGACCCCUGUCAAUACACAGCUGGACUCACCUGCUCCCACUUUCUCCUGUUCUGCUAUUUAUAAACAAACGUGACUGGCUCAGCUGUUCUGGGGAACUAUUUAAGCUUCAUAAUGUAAAAAAAUGUCACAGGAGAAAUAUCUGCUAUCUGCUUUAUUUCCUAACGCAUUGCACAAGUUGACUGCAGGUAUUUACUUAAAAAAUAGCUACAAUAUAUACAAAUGUAUUGAAAAACGUCAAAUAAAUAAUAUAAAAGGCAUUGACUGUAUGGAAAAAACAUCCCGUGGCUAUUUCCAAAUACCCCGGUAUACGGUAUAUACAGUAUACCGCCCAAGCCUAGGUCACAUUGAAGUUGGGAGAGGGAGGUAGUCUGUCUUAUUGAUGCAGUAGGGGUCACAUUGAGGUUGGGAGAUGGAGGUAGUCUGUCUUAUUGAUGCAGUAGGGGGUCACAUUGAGGUUGGGAGAGGGAGGUAGUCUGUCUUAUUGAUGCAGUAGGGGGUCACAUUGAGGUUGGGAGAGGGAGGUAGUCUGUCUUAUUGAUGCAGUAGGGGGUCACAUUGAGGUUGGGAGAGGGAGGUAGUCUGUCUUAUUGAUGCAGUAGGGGGUCACAUUGAGGUUGGGAGAGGGAGGUAGUCUGUGUUCUGUUGUGAGAAGGGCUUAAGGCGAGAGAUGGUUCCACUGCUGCACUCCGUUGCCAAGUUCAGAUCAACUCUAAUCUCGGCUGAAGAACUCAGCGAGCUCCAAAACAGGAACACACUCCCUUUCCCCCUUUUCCUUCUCUCCUCACUUAAAGAUGCUCAACCAGUUUAUUGACAUAUUUUGAAAUAAUUGUGUCCAAGUAGUUGGGUGAUCUGCACAUUUUCCUGUCAUUGUUGAUUUAGUCUUGACUGCAUCGAAACACCAAUAAUCUGUACUUUCCCUCCAAUUUCGUUUACAGUUUGAAUUGACUUGUCGGACUCUUGAUGGAAAAACAUAGUAUGUUAUUGAACAUAUCUGUAAGAAUUGUAAUUAUACGGUAUUGUGUUCUUUUGUCUUUUCCAGAACUGAACAAGAACCGAAGGAAGCUGUUUGAGCCUCCUAUCAGGUCCUCCUUCCUGGAAGGGGGCGCCAGCGGGCGUCUGUCUCGUCAGUUCCACGCUGACAUGGCCAGCGUCAGCGGCCGGUGGUAGAGCUCCACUCCGCCAGGACCUAACACGACAGAGACCCAGCCUUCAGUGCUUCUCUCUGGGCUUCUGUAGCCCAGUCUCCAGCCUCUCUGGGUCUCAGUGGUCCACCCUCCAUCUUAUGCUUAACAAUGACAGUUAAACUCUUUUUUUGGGGGCGGGCCAUAACAAAAAGCCAUAGUUUAACCAGAAGUGCCAAAAAAGAGAUGAGCCAUCUCAAUGGUAUAGAAAGUCCAGUGUUCACUCCACAUAGUGCUAAAAUGUUUCUGUGGAGUAUCUACACAUGAAGGGUAUUUGACUAGUUAUGAAGGACAUGUACUGUCUAAUAAUUGUCCAUUUUUGUUGAAGGGAACAGGCUGAAUGAUUAGUACAAAAUAAUUACAUUGAUACCGUCUGCAUUCGUAGUAUGCUGUUGUAUCAAUGACAUGCACUUUAACAAUACUAGAAUUUUGUCUGUGAAAGCCUGAUUCCUCAUAUUGGAAUACCUAUGCAUUUUGUAUUAACUCAAAGCACAGAUGUAUUUGUACCAAGCCAAAUGUAAGCACUUAGUGAGAUGGGGUAAUUAAGUCAAUUAAAUUCAAAGGUCAAAGUGCCCAAGUGACAUCAUCAACUAAACACAGAACCUAGAGAAAUGACCUUUGACCCCUCAGUGUUUUGAUUGAUUGACAUUCCACAAAGGUCAGUGUUGUAUCCACCAGCAGCUGCUGCAGUUGGGCUGCAGUCUGUCUCUGUCAUAUGUAUUUAGAAAAAUAUGAUUUGGUAUUUGCAUUAUGAUUUUUAAUCAUCAUUUUUUGGGGGGAGGUUUUAAUGAUAAUCAGUGUACAUGUGUUUUUUUUAAUGUUUUAAUUAUUUUAUACAUUAAUUAAUGAGUUUCUAUGGUUUCUAAUUUGUUUAUUAUUUGUCUCUUUGAUAAUAACGAGAGAGCGAGAGGGGAGCGAGAGAGAGAGAG
Molecule: messenger RNA, 36777 nt
Organism: Coregonus sp. 'balchen'
Lineage: Eukaryota; Metazoa; Chordata; Actinopteri; Salmoniformes; Salmonidae
Source: the annotation of a GenBank genome assembly